Anopheles maculipalpis is the source of this 815-nucleotide messenger RNA. RefSeq names its product collagenase-like. Gene Ontology annotation, biological process: proteolysis. Lineage: Eukaryota; Metazoa; Arthropoda; Insecta; Diptera; Culicidae. The transcript is spliced from 2 exons. Gene Ontology annotation, molecular function: serine-type endopeptidase activity. The record is from RefSeq and is a predicted model, not a curated record. Bases 12 to 815 code for a protein of 267 amino acids.
GAGUCCUCAAGAUGAAAUCCCUGUUCGUGUUCGCCCUGCUGCUGGUCGCUGUGGCGGCUUAUGCGCCCCGUGACAAGCGAGUUGUGGGUGGUGAUAUUGCCACGCUCGGUCAGUUCCCGUACACGGUCGGUUUGAUUACCCGUAUUAACAUUCUGCUGACGGGACAGUGUGCUGGUUCGUUGGUGUCGGCUAACUUCAUCCUUACUGCCGCUCGUUGUGUGUCCGGAAUUCAAAGUGCCGUUGCCGUGCUUGGUGGUCUGCGCAUCAACGAUGCUAACGAAGCUGGCGCAGUGCGCAUCACCGUGACGGACUUCACCAUCCACCCGCAGUACGACGAACAGCCUGAUGUGUUCGACGUUGCUCUGGUGCGUCUGCCACUUCCGGUACCGUUCAGUGACCGUGUCCGCCCAGUUCGUCUGCCAAAUCUGCGCCAGGUUGCGGCGACCUUUGUCGGACAGCAGGCCACCGUUACUGGCUGGGGCCGUUUCGGUGAGGGUACUGCCAACUCGGAAGUUCUUCGCUUCGGACGCUCGCAGGUCAUUUCGACCCUUGCCUGCCGUAUCAGCCUGCCAACCAACACGAUCCUCGAUGAGCACGUGUGUACCGAAGGUGCAAACACUUCGCCGUGCCAGGGUGAUGUCGGUGCCCCGCUGACCAUCGUCGAUGCCGACGGUAUCACCACGCAGAUCGGUGUGUUCUCGUUCAUCUCGAUUCUGGGCUGCGAGUCGGGUCGUGCUGCCGUCCACACGCGCAUGUCCUCCUAUCUGACCUGGAUUGGUGCCAACUCGGAUGUGGAGAUCCGCGAAGACUUCUAA